CAAGAUGAGUCAAAGACUCGAAGCUCUGCUUCCUCGGUCCAAGUAUCUACUGAUUCUUCUAUUCCAUCUAGUAAGGAUAACAAUAUAUUAUUAGAGGAAUGGCAUGCUCCUGCAGGUUUUAGCCCAGAUUUUAGUCUAUCUAGUAAGGAUGAUUCAGAGAUGAGUAAGGCACAAAGUGCCAUUUCUCCUGAAAUAAGACUCGAAGCUCAGCUUUCUCAAGACUUUACCUUUUCUCCGAAUCAUGACCUAGGAGAAGGCAAAGCCUCGAAACUCAGUCUCAUCGAAGAUUCGGCACUUUGUGCCAUCAUUGCUUCACAAUCUAAAUCACAAGUUCAAGAUAUUUCUAUAUGGGAGAAAUGUAUAAAUUACUUUUUUCAAGAUAUAUGUGCUUAUGCACCAACUCCAUUGUUAGAAUAUGAUUUACCAUCUUUUUCUUCUAACUGA
Messenger RNA from Cetraspora pellucida, 444 nucleotides. Lineage: Eukaryota; Fungi; Glomeromycota; Glomeromycetes; Diversisporales; Gigasporaceae. The record is from the annotation of a GenBank genome assembly.